Messenger RNA from Oncorhynchus gorbuscha (pink salmon), 1883 nucleotides. Its product is annotated as zinc finger protein 235-like. Bases 392 to 1339 code for a protein of 315 amino acids. Gene Ontology annotation, biological process: regulation of transcription by RNA polymerase II. The transcript is spliced from 3 exons. Lineage: Eukaryota; Metazoa; Chordata; Actinopteri; Salmoniformes; Salmonidae. The record is from RefSeq and is a predicted model, not a curated record. Gene Ontology annotation, molecular function: RNA polymerase II cis-regulatory region sequence-specific DNA binding; DNA-binding transcription factor activity.
ACAUUCGUGAAACUAGAUAGCUAUAAACAAAGAUGGUGGAUUGUUAAAAAUAAUAACACUACCUGAAAGAUAAGUAACAUCUUUCAUUUGUGGUACUACUCGCACAGCAAACAAAAUGUCAAAAUUGGAAUUGUUGAAUAUAUUUCUUACGAAGAGAUUAACCGCGGCUGCCGAGGAGAUAUUUGGAGCUGUGAAGGGUACGAUAGUUGAGUACCAGACAGAAAUCGUUCGCUCUAAGGAGGAGAACAAUCGUCUCCGAAAGCUGCUGGAUAUCGCUGUUCAGCGUGUUCUACUUCAAACAGUAAUGAAAUUAGAUGAGGAAACCAAUGGGAGAAACAGUUGAAAGGUCAGUGAGAAUGCUCUGCACAGGAAAUACUAAUAUUAAUGGUUGAUGGCAGUAGGUAACCAAAUCAUAGAUUGCAGUUUUGUCGUAGACUGCUUUCAAGACCACCAUGCUAUCCAUCUCACUGAAGAUGCAUCUUCCCCUGAGCAGCAGCACUGUGAGCAGGAGUGGAGCCCCAGUCUGGGCCAGGAGGACCCAGAGCCCACACUGAUUAAAGAGGAACAGGAGCUCAGGACCAGCCAGGAGGAAGACCAGCGUCACGGUCUGGACUCUGAUACCAAAGGAGAGUCUACAUUAACUCCUCCCUUUGUUAAAAGUAACUGUGAUCAGGACCCAGCUCAGCCUUCACAUCUUCCACAUACCCAAACUGUGGACAUCAGAGAAGGUGACUCUUUAGCCAGAACCAUAUCUUCUAAGCAGAUCAAAAUAGAAAAUGAAGAAGGCUACAGCACAUCAGAACCAACCAGUGACUUACAGACCAUCUUCAAUGUAAAUUCAGACUGUCUUGCAGCUUCGAGUGAAAACGGUGCCCAACCCAAUAUGAACAAUAGAAUUCAGAGAGAAGGACUCUCAGGAUAUAAGGCCCCACAGGGAACAAGCAGUGCAUAUGAAAGAGAAAGUAUAGGUCUACACAUAGAUGUUAGAGGCCAGAACACCUCAAAGCUGCCUCCACAGAGAUCUCCCUAUCAACCCCAGGGCAUACAGAGAGUGUAUCGUUGCAGAGAGUGUGGGAAAUGCUUCAGUUUCUCCUGUCAGUUAGAGGUCCACAUGCGAUGGCACACCAAGGAAAGACCAUUCAGCUGCUCUGUGUGCAGAAAAGGCUUCACAACCAUCAGCAUGUUGAGGAGGCACCACCGCAUUCACACUGGAGAGAAGCCCUUCCGCUGUCACAUCUGUGGGAAAUGUUUCAACCAGUCGGCUCACCUCAACACUCACUUUAAAAUUCACCCAGGGGAGAGACCACAUGGCUGGAAAAUGGCUCGGUCAAAACGUUAACAGCAGAGACAUUUACGCUCUCUCUUGAAAUUAAGUUCUGAGCACAGAAGGAGAGUGACAUGUAAAUCUGGGCAGUUUAAUUAUUGUCCAGGAUUUAAAACACUAGAAGAAUCAGUGAUUGAUGUUUGAACAAUGCAUUACAAUACAGUGGGGAAUGGGAAUAACUUUGAGUAAUGAAAAUGUUACUGUUUUUCACUGAUCCAUGUGAUUGUGUUGCUGCAUGCGUCAUCAUCUGAAGCCAUGUUCAGUGCCAGCAUGAGGAUAUGAAUACUGCUAGUAGCUAUAUAUAUAUAUGUCGACUGAUGUUGUUCUUUUGUAAUUACACUACACAUUUUACAGGAAGCAGAGGAUGUCACCUGUUUUAGGAGAUGCAGAUCAAUCAAUUAAUUUGAUCCUCAUCUAUUUCCCCUUAGGACUUGGACAUAACUGCUGGGCUGUAUGACUAUCCUAUUAGGACCUUGACAGUUAUCCCUGAUGAAAUUACUGUGUCAAAAUGUAGUGUUCUGUACUGAAUGUUAACUGUUUUGUAAUAAAUAAUUGGUCA